AUGGCUGAAGAUGGAGGAAAGUACCCCGAAAUCAACCAAAGAGGCUUUUAUUCCGAUAUAUUAGCAGAGAACGUCACAGAGGGCCAGACACUUGGUGAACUAGAGGUUCCGGUUGUCGACAAUAUCACUGAUGAUUCAAGACUACUUGCCUCCACUCCUAAUGUAUCGACUAAUAGCUAUUUAAAGGACUUUACCGCAGCCUCAUAUGAACCAAAAGUGCAGGUUCCUUUCUAUACACCACCCGGAAAGUGUCCUCGGAAACUCGUUAUUGAAAGGAAAAAACGAGAGUUCGAGAAAUACAAUCUUGUACGCAUAUUGGAAGAAGAAUAUAAGAUCGAAACAAAAGAUCUUAUGCCAAGACCCCCUGCAAAUUUUAAGGAUGAGGACGGAAAUUGGUGUCCUUAUCUUUUCCUUGACAUUUUCGACGAUGAGGACUACGAUUGUCGAACUCCCAGUGAUUGGCUCUCUUUGGGACUUGAAAAUUCAGUUCGAAAACCAGUUCCUGCUGUGGCUCUUCUCCCUGUCAGAGAUGACAAGCAUGAUUCGGAUAUGAGAAAUCCUGAGCUAUCCUGGGCCUGGCAACGUGUCGGCGUUCUGGACUAUGAACCGAAGUCGAAACAGUGGCUGGUGCAAAAGAGUGACGCUUGCAACCGUGUGCUGGAUGAUCAGAAGAACCCAGUGGUGAAUGGUGGCCUUCAGCCUACGGGACAUUUCACCAAAAUGCCUACACAGUACUGGGUGCCCAGAAUUCAAAUAAGGUUCAUUGCGGAGGACCCUGUCGUCUUCGCCAAACGCAUAGCCACGGCCUACCGAUCUCGGGAGGACACUGAGGCUGCUAUUCGUUAUAAUCUCUACCUAGACUGCAUGCCAACUGAAGGACUGGUAGAGAUGGACCAAGCAGCACUGAAACGAAUCAAGUACCUGGCGAAGGAUUCAACACCCGUUUUGAAAAAGAAAACGGGACUGGAUGCCGUUACACAUCAGUUAGAAAAAGAAAUAAUUAUCGACCACUGGCGGAGUAUGAACGAUCUAAUCCUCAGAAAGUUUGUCGCCGAUAAUCCGGGUGAAUACAGCUUCAUAAGGCCACCAAAAUACCCUAAGAAGGAGUGGCCUUGGAAAGGAACUGUGGAGAUACCACGUUAUGAUUUUGUCAUCAAGUUCGAUGAAUUUGCCUUCCACACACUCUUCGGAAAGCCAGAAGCCAUCGUGGCCAAUUGCACAGCUCAGUUUGAGUGUCUCGAAGCCCGUUCUAGGCUUCUGCUCCACAUGCCCGUCGUGAAGCCG
Messenger RNA from Dibothriocephalus latus, 1284 nucleotides. The record is from the annotation of a GenBank genome assembly. NCBI's taxonomy places the organism in Eukaryota, Metazoa, Platyhelminthes, Cestoda, Diphyllobothriidea, Diphyllobothriidae.